This is a messenger RNA of Triticum urartu, 1108 nucleotides long. RefSeq names its product endo-1,3;1,4-beta-D-glucanase-like. Gene Ontology annotation, molecular function: hydrolase activity. The record is from RefSeq and is a predicted model, not a curated record. Lineage: Eukaryota; Viridiplantae; Streptophyta; Magnoliopsida; Poales; Poaceae.
CCCACCAAAGUGCUCGCGGUCCGUCUCCCACGCCCCACAUUUCUGUCGCCGCGCAGCCUUCGCCGUCAGAAGACGGGCGUGAGUGAGGAUGGCGAGGCCGCAGUGCUGCGCGAACCCGCCGACGCUGAACCCCGCCGGCGGGGAGGGCAGGGUCGUCGACGACGGCUUCGGCGGGAUCGCGGCGUACGUCGCUGGCUCCACCGAGUCCAAGGCCGCAGUGAUCCUCAUCUCCGAUAUCUUCGGUUUUGAAGCGCCAAAUCUGAGGAAGAUAGCUGAUAAAGUCGCUUCGUCCGGAUACCUGGUUGUGGUGCCAGAUUUCUUACAUGGGGAGCCAUAUUCACACGAAAACGCCGAUAGACCAUUUCCAGCGUGGAUAAAGGAUCAUGCCCCGGAAAAGGAAUUUGAAGAGGCAAAACGAAUAAUUGCCACUCUAAAGGAACAAGGAGCGUCUAGUAUUGGGGCUGCGGGUUAUUGCUGGGGUGCAAAGCUAGUUACCGAGUUAGCGAAGGCUAAUGAGAUCCAAGCAGCUGCUAUGUCACACCCUUCUUUUGUUAGUGUUGAUGAUAUAAAAGAGACGAAAUGCCCCAUUGCCAUACUUGGAGCUGAAACAGACUUUAUGUCCCCACCUGAAUUGGUCAAGCAGUUCGAGCAGAUUUUGUCCGACUCAGGGAUUCGUCACUUUGUCAAGAUCUACCCUGGUGUGUCCCAUGGGUGGACUGUGAGAUACAACAGCGAUGACGCAUCUGCUGUCAAGUGGGCCGAGCAAGCCACGGUGGACAUGACCAGCUGGUUUAACGAGAACCUGAAGUAGCAGCCCCAAUUUGGGAGUCUGCUUAUGUAUCCACUGAAAUGUGCUCCCACCGUUCUAUAUUUUUUUUUGUGAAUCAAAUGUAUAUAGACACCUUUUAGCAUGUUUGUUCACUUACUUUGGUCCGUACGUAUUCUAUAUUGAAAUAUCCGAAACAUCUUAUAUUUAUGAACAGAGGAAAUAGUAUUGUACUGUAACGAAAUGUGAUAUUUGUGUUAAACAUUGUAUUAUGACGUGUGCGUGUGUAUGGUUGUUGUAAUAUGGUUAGGCUUAGAGAUAUGAUCCCAUAGUUUGUUAGAU